AUGAGGAGCCUUGGCGGCCGCCCGUCGCGCGCGCCCACGCCGUACGACGUCAACCGCUGCAGCAAACUGCCCUCCCUCAGCGCCAUCCCAAUAUCUCUUCCGCAAGUCUGCUCGCAGUCGCACUCUCGGCCCAGUCGUUGCCCAGCGAUCCGUUUUGCGGCCUUCCCUGGUGGCCCGGCCCACCCUCCGUUCGCUCCGACCGUCGCUCGUUCCGUGCCCUCACCUCCUCAUUUCCAGCAACUCGUCGUCGCGACCCGUCUUGCCUGGACGCGGCCUGUCGCCGAGACACCUUCUCCGCCUGACACGCUCAACCAACGCCUCCCUCCUCCUCCGACCGCGUUCCGCCACCUCUCGGCCUCCACAACCUCUCGCGCCGCCCACUCCGACCACCAUCCGCCUGGCCCUGGCGCCGCCGUGACGCGACAACAAACACAGCUCCGCCGUUGCGCUCCCGCAAACGCCAUGACGACGCCCUCGAGCUCGCCGGCCCCGGAGGUCUACCGCGACCGCCUACCAACCCUCUACGAGGUGCUCAGCCGCAGGACCUCGGCCCCCGUCGACCUGUUCUUCUUCUACAUCUACAUGCGCGACCAACAGCGCUCCGUCGAUUAUCUGGAUUUCUGGCUCGAUGUUUCUCAACACAUGGCCCUGUGCCGUCACUACGUUCGUGAGCUUCGUCGCACCAACCUGUUCGGCACCCCGGAACUUGAGAAGUCCGGCAGCAAGAGAUCUUCCGCCAUUCUGGACAAUGUGACCGAGGCCGGGCCCUCCAACGAGAAGACCACUCCCGAGCAGCGCCUUUCGGCCUUCCUGCGCGAGGAAGAUGUGACCAGGCACCAUUCACCUCACAACAGCGUCGGCACCACCGACUCCGCGCGUUCGAACAACGACCCGCCGCGCCCGAGCUUCAUGGCAGGUUCCCAGGCCAGCGGCUCCCCCAUGCAAGACUCGUCGGGGCACCAGCAAUCCACUCCCGACCAGCACACCGUCACCCGCAACGAUAUCCGCGCCUCGGCCGAGAAGAUCUUGUACACCUACCUCCUCCCGGGCUCCGAGCGCGAGAUCAUUCUGCCGCAGAGCAUUCUGGACAGGAUCACCCAUGACAUUGAGGUCGAAAACCGUGACGAUCCCGAGGUUUUCGACACAGCCAAGGAUUACGUCUACCAGGCCAUGGAGCGUGACGCUUUCCCUGGCUUCUUGCGCUGCAAGGCCUUCGGCAACCUGGUGCCUCCGAGCAUGAUGGUGCGCAUGAUCAUCGGCUUGCUGGCUAUGUUUGGUGGAUUCUGGGCCGCUUUCACCCUCAUUUUCCUGAACCACUCGAGAAGCAACCGUUGCUGGUGGUCUCGAUACCAGCUCAUCCUCCCCUUCACCAUUGGCGUCUACAUGCUUGCAUCACACCAGUACAUGCUCGACCCUCUUCUCGUCUUCGCCCGCCGCAGCGAGACGACAUUCGGCAACUUCGGCAUGAUCCGUGAGCCAUUCGUCAAGAAGCUCCUCAUGAAACGCGCCAUCAUGGUCCUCCUCAUCAUCAUCCUCGCCGACGCCGCCCUGUGCCUGCUGUUCAUCCUCGUCCCGGGCAAGCGCCUAUGA
This is a messenger RNA of Diplodia corticola, 1590 nucleotides long. Its product is annotated as rgs domain protein. The coding region runs from base 1 to 1590 and encodes 529 amino acids. The record is from RefSeq and is a predicted model, not a curated record. The transcript is spliced from 3 exons. Lineage: Eukaryota; Fungi; Ascomycota; Dothideomycetes; Botryosphaeriales; Botryosphaeriaceae. Gene Ontology annotation, cellular component: plasma membrane. Gene Ontology annotation, biological process: intracellular protein localization.